This is a messenger RNA of Daphnia pulicaria, 839 nucleotides long. Its product is annotated as complement C1q tumor necrosis factor-related protein 4-like. Gene Ontology annotation, molecular function: protein binding. The coding region runs from base 101 to 691 and encodes 196 amino acids. The transcript has 3 exons. The record is from RefSeq and is a predicted model, not a curated record. Lineage: Eukaryota; Metazoa; Arthropoda; Branchiopoda; Diplostraca; Daphniidae.
UGCAAUCCCCUGGUAACUAUAAAAGGUAAAGUUGGCAGACCCAUCAGUAGACAGUAGACUAUAUACAGUCUUAUACUAAAUAACUUCUUUACACAAAAACAUGUUUCGCUUGUUAGUCCUCGUUUGCGCUGUGGCGCUUCCGGCCAGCCACGCAAUCCCGGUCGAUCCUUCUUCAUCGCCGUCCGGCCAAAUUUCGACCUUUCAGCAGCCGUCGCCCGUCUCGUUUGCCUCUUCCCCAUCGGCAUCCAUGUCUCCGUCUGUCGGCAUGAUGCAGCCAACAGCUGUUGCUGGACGGGUCGUUGAACCUGUGGCUUUCAGCGCCGUUCGGGCCUCCGACAAGAGCCAAAAAUCCAAUUCCAAGAUCUUCUUCGAUACCACUCUGAGCGAUAUCGGUUUCGGAUGGAAUUCCAGAAGCAGCGAGUUCAUCUGCUUCUAUCCGGGCUCUUAUUUCUUCACCUUCACCGCAAUCUCUGAUUCCGGCUCCCAUUUCAAAGCCGCUUUGAUGAAGAAUAGCGACGAAGUCGUCGUUGCUUGGGGCGAACGAGUCGGGUAUCAAUCAGCCUCCAAUUCGGUCAUUUUGAAUUUAGACAAGAACGAUCGAGUCUAUCUCAACAUCAAGGAAGGGGAAAUCUACGAAACUUCGAAAACUGGACGUGGCUACACAAGUUUCUCAGGUUUCCGAAUCUAUUAAAUCAUUUUCAGUUGAAUCACCCGCCCCACAAUGUCCUUCGCUUAUUUUUACAUUUCGGUUGUUUUCUACAUUUUCUAAAUUCUGGUGGCAAUUUGUAUGAAUAACUAUUGUUUGGUUUCGUGAGAGAAUAAAGCGAUUAUAGAGUGUA